This is a messenger RNA of Armigeres subalbatus, 1430 nucleotides long. RefSeq lists its product as uncharacterized. The coding region runs from base 225 to 1430 and encodes 401 amino acids. The record is from RefSeq and is a predicted model, not a curated record. Lineage: Eukaryota; Metazoa; Arthropoda; Insecta; Diptera; Culicidae. The transcript is spliced from 2 exons.
GCCUCUCCUUUUAGCAACCGAUAUAGACUAGUAGAUAUCAAAGAACAAAACGAAAAAACAAUUACGGACGCAACAGGAAUCAAAAUUCAUAAAAAAGAUACAAAGAAGUAACAAACUGAUUAAAACUGGCUUUCCGACUUCCUUACAGAUUAUGGCUUGGUAUACUGACGCAGACGACUCUAACGGAUUUAAGACUACACGAUGUAAAACAGAAUCCAAUCAUAAUGAUUCCCUUAGGAGAAGCUAGGAUCAGUAACAGCUUUUUCAGAAUAAUGCAUCCGAUAAACCUUACAACCAUUGAAUCGACAAUAGAUGUGUACAAUAAUGUAGCCCAAACCGGAAAGCUUAAUCAGACCUUUUUUGAGUUAUCUAUCAGGAGAAAAAUAGGCAGAAUUAAUCUGUUGUUUAAUAGAAUUAGGCCACAGCGAAUCAAACGAUGGGAAUCAUUAGGUAGAGCGUGGAAAUAUAUUUCAGGAAGUCCAGACGCCGACGAUCUUAAGGUCAUAAACUCUUCUCUAAACUCCUUGGUAGAUGAAAAUAAUAAACAAAUUCAGAUAAAUCACUUGUUUGAGAAACGUAUGAGAAACUUGACAAAAACUUUCAAUUCACUAUUAGAUAACGAGCAGAAUUUGGAAAAAGUAACAUUCGAUAGUUUAGACUCUUUGAAUUUCAUAUUUGAGAUUGAUGAAUUAUUAUACUAUUUAGAGAUAAUUGAAGAAUCUAUAACACUAGCCGGACGAAGCAUCCCAAGCAGCCGCAUCAUCCACCCUGAAGAAUUUUCGGUUAUUCGCCAUACCCUCAACGAUAACGGUUUUCGAUUGAACUCGGUCGACGAUAUGUUGAACAUUGCUAGCGCAUACGCAGUAUAUAACAACGAGAUGUUCAUGUAUACACUCAAAAUACCAAAAAUCAAGGAUGUGCAAUACAAAAUUGGUUUGAUUGAACCCGUAAUUGCCAAUAAUUUACGAAUUCAUCUUACGGCACAAUUUUAUAUUGAAGGACAGAACGCAUUUAUGUCAAAAAACCCGUGUCCAAAGAUGAAAGAUCUCUCUAUAUGUUCCUCCAGCAACCUGGAACCGCCUACGGAGUGCAUUCAACAAUUAGUUUCAGGACAACAAACAGCCAAAUGUCCUAUGGAACGAAUUUACGAAGCUAAAACUAUUCGUAAAAUCACAGAAGGCAACAUCAUGGUUACAGGAUCCAAUAUCACACUUUCAUCAAAUUGUUCAUCCGAACGAUUACUCAAUGGGUCAUUCCUCAUACAAUACUCCAAUUGUACUGUGAAGCUGGACGACGAGGAGUAUGCUAACUCCGACAUGGAAAUUCAACCAUUCAUCCCUACCACAGGAAUUAAGAGACAGGAUCCAAUAAAUAGACUGGCAGGAUCGCCAAAAUGUGUGGCCCUGAAUGGUUGGCACGAAAUUAUGUGA